GUAGUUCUCCCGGGUUCGUUCCAUGGACUUCUGGGAUAUGUAGUUUCUGGUCUGUAGGCAAGGCGGAAGGAGCGGGGGAGGCCCCUUACGCAAACUACAAUUCCCGGCGGGGAGCGCGCUGAAGGGGGGGUGGGAUCUGAACAUGGCGGCGGUGGUAGCGGCUACGGCGCUGAAGGGCCGGGGGGCGAGAAACGCCCGCGUCCUCCGGGGGAUUCUCUCCGGAGCCACUGCCAACAAAGCUUCCCAGAACAGGAGCAGAGCCCUGCAAAGCCAGAGCUCUCCGGAGGGCAAGGAGGAGCCCGAACCCCUCUCCCCGGAGCUGGAAUACAUUCCCAGGAAGAGGGGCAGGAACCCCAUGAAAGCUGUGGGGCUGGCCUGGGCCAUCGGCUUCCCUUGUGGUAUCCUCCUCUUCAUCCUCACCAAGCGGGAAGUGGACAAGGACCGUUUGAAGCAGAUGAAGGCUCGGCAGAACAUGCGAGCGUCCAACACGGGCGAGUAUGAGAGCCAGAGGUUCAGGGCUUCCUCCUAGCCCACCCGGUCCCCCACAAAUGGGUCCGGGGUUCAGAGCUGAGGAGCCCUGUGGCCCUCCCACAGACUGUACCGCCUGCCAAGGGUCCAGCGCCCCAGCAUCCCAGGCCAUGUCCCUGAAGUCCGCCAGGGGGCGCAUGAAGCCUGGGCGGCAGCCAGCCCCACCCCUCCCAGCCUGGGAGGCAGCCAAAGGCAAAUAAAGUGACUAAGUGUGAGUGGAAAGGAACCAGGCCUGGGUCAGUGCCUCCCUCGGGUGGG
Molecule: messenger RNA, 786 nt
Organism: Ochotona princeps (American pika)
Lineage: Eukaryota; Metazoa; Chordata; Mammalia; Lagomorpha; Ochotonidae
Product: probable hydrolase PNKD
Exons: 3
Coding region: 143-529 (128 amino acids)
Source: RefSeq, a predicted model, not a curated record